AUGGAAGAUAUCAAAGAGGAACGUGAGCGAUCAAGUUCUCACUCACCGAGGCAGUCUAGGUCUAGAUCAAGAUCAAGAUCUCCAAAAAAGAAUACAAACGAUCACCAGAGACCUUUCAUGGGGGGCCGCCGUGUGAUUGUCAGAAACAUUCCAUAUGAAGUGAGAUGGCAGGAACUGAAAGAUCUGUUUAGAAAAGAUGUGGGUGAUGUCACAUAUGUUGAGAUGCUGGAAACACCUGAUGGGAAGUCCAAAGGUGUAGCAGUGGUAGAAUUCAAAGACCCUGAGCAUGCUAAAAAAGCAAUUGAAGAUUUCCAUCAAAAGAAGAUCAAAGACAGAGCCAUUAUUGUCAGAGAGGAACGAGAAAAAGACCGUCAAGAAUUUUUGCAGCACAAAAACAUGAAAGAUGGAAUAGGGCUUGGUCCGGGAAUGGGAGGUGGAGGCAUGGGUCAUGGAGUACCUGGUAUUCCUCCAGGAAUAAGUCCCCACAUCUUGCAGCAGCUGGGCAUCGAGGGCCCAAUUACCAGCACAGUAUUUGUAGCAAAUCUGGACUACAAAGUCACAUGGUGGAAAUUAAAGGAUGUAUUCAAGCUGGCUGGAAAUGUUCUCAAAGCUGAAAUUAAAGAGGACAAAAAUGGGCAGUCAAGAGGGAUGGGGAUUGUUAUGUUUGAGCACCCGAUGGAAGCAAUUCAGGCAGUCUCUAUGUUUAAUGGCCAAGUCUUGUAUGACAGAAGUAUGAUUGUCCGUAUAGAUAAGGGAGGACCGGAUCAAGAAAAGCUCAAGUUACCAAGUGGUUUAAAGUCUAUUGGUAUGGGACUAGGCUCUGGAGGUGCACCUCUAACCAACAUCAGUCAUUUUGGCAACAAUCUAGGAAUGUGUGGAGGCGGGGGUUUAGUAGGACUGGGAAAUUUAGGAGGUGGCAAUUCAGGUCUAGGACUGUUGGGUCCGGGUGGAAAUGAUCUUGGUUUAGGCAUGGGAGGGUUAGGUUUUGGUGGAUCCGGGGGGCUGGGUAUGGGAGGAUUUGGUGGUUCAGAUAUGGGAUAUGGUGGUUUGGGAGGAUCGUCUAAAUUAGGUGCAUUGUCUGAUCACUACUCUGGCAGCUAUAACGGCAGUGGUAAUCUGUCUGGGCUUGGGGGUCUAGGUCCCUCGUUGAGCUCUCUUUCAGCAGGGUUAGGUGGUUAUGGGGGAAUAGGGGAUCGAUUGGGUAUGGGUGACAGUUUAGGCCUCAGCAGGGACAGACUGGCAAUGGAGCGGUUAGCUGGAAUGGGCGGGUUUGAUAGAAUAUCUGACAGAUUGAGAGAUGGUUAUGGCAUCAUUGACGAUAGACGCAAGCCCCGAAAUGACAGCUGCACAGUUAUUGUGAAAAAUCUUCCUUAUAGUGCUAAUUGGCAAGCCCUGAAAGAACACUUUCGAGAUGUAG
Molecule: messenger RNA, 1417 nt
Organism: Candidula unifasciata
Lineage: Eukaryota; Metazoa; Mollusca; Gastropoda; Stylommatophora; Geomitridae
Source: the annotation of a GenBank genome assembly